Neohortaea acidophila is the source of this 2400-nucleotide messenger RNA. RefSeq lists its product as uncharacterized. Gene Ontology annotation, molecular function: protein binding. The record is from RefSeq and is a predicted model, not a curated record. Bases 1 to 2400 code for a protein of 799 amino acids. Gene Ontology annotation, cellular component: 90S preribosome; nucleolus; small-subunit processome. The transcript has 2 exons. Gene Ontology annotation, biological process: maturation of SSU-rRNA from tricistronic rRNA transcript (SSU-rRNA, 5.8S rRNA, LSU-rRNA). Lineage: Eukaryota; Fungi; Ascomycota; Dothideomycetes; Mycosphaerellales; Teratosphaeriaceae.
AUGAAGCUCACCACCUCCUCUGCCGUGCCGGUGUAUACCAUCGCCGGCGAGGGUACAUCUCGCCCGCUUCCAGAAUGGCUUGCGCGCAAGCGGCGGCGAAGCCUGAAGAAGGACGCCGAGUAUGCGAAUCGGGUGGAACUCUUGCAGGACUUUGAGUUUGAAGAGGCCAGCCAAUGUGUGCGCGUGAGUGAGGACGGAGAGUGGGUUGUCAGUACUGGAACCUACAAACCGCAGAUCCAUGUGCAUUACCUCCCACACCUGUCGCUGAGCUAUGCACGACAUACAAACACCAUCAACCAGACCUUCAUCCUCCUCUCCUCCGACUACAGCAAAUCCCUGCACCUUCAGACCGAUCGAUUCCUCGAAUUCCACACCCCCGGCGGCCUGCACUACUCCACGCGCAUACCAAGAUAUGGGCGAGAUCUCAAAUACAAUUUGCGCACGGCGGAAGCGCUCAUACCGGCUGUUGGCGUCAAUGCAGAUGGCCUUGGCGAGGUAUACAGACUGAAUUUGGAAGUGGGACGAUUCAUGAAAGGAUUUGAGGUGGACGUCGGAGGAGACGAUUACACUUCUCUUGGGGGUGGCGCACUACAAGGCGGCAUUCGCACCGGCAGUGUGAAUUGCGCAGCCGUGGCUGAAGACUCUCAUGGACUGAUGGCAUUUGGGACUUCGUUGGGCACGGUCGAGUUCUGGGAUGCGAGAAGUCGGAGUCGUGUGAGUGUGUUGGGGCCACCGACAUUGACUUCCAUUCUCGACACCGGCCAGGAGGACUUGCGGCCAGCAGUGACGGCGCUGAAUUUCCAUGCUUCCGGCCUACAUCUUGCAACAGGGUCAAGCAAUGGCUUGAUCCAUACCUACGACCUUCGCUCGCCCGUUCCCCUCCUCCGCAAAGACCAAGGUUACGGCUUCCCCAUCCAAACUCUCGAACAUCUCAAUCCAUCUUCCUCCUCGUCCUCCAUCUCCUCCGACAAACUGCUCAGCAGCGAUCGCAAGUCCAUCAAAAUUUUCGACUCCCAAUCCGGAAAUCUAUGGACAUCCAUCGAGCCAGCGGUCGACCUCAACCACGUCACCUGGGUCCGCGACUCUGGCAUGCUUCUGACCGCGAACGAAGGCCGACAACAGCAUUCCUUCUUUAUCCCUCAACUUGGCCCUGCGCCGAAAUGGUGUGCGUUCCUCGACAAUUUGGUGGAAGAAAUGGCAGAAGACCAAACCACCGACCCCCAGGCAUUCACAUCUCGUACUACCGGCGGCGUGGGCGAGGUCUACGACAACUACAAAUUCGUCGAUCAAAAGGAACUGUCAGCCCUCAGUCUCGAUCAUCUCGUUGGCAGCUCGACGAAUGUGUUGCGACCGUACAUGCACGGCUUCUUUGUGCCGCAGCGCUUGUAUGAGCAGGCACGACUACUCGCGAACCCGGAUCUGGCGCUGCAGCAGCGGCAGAAGAGUAUACAGGAGAAGAUUGACAAGGAACGUGAAAGUCGAAUCAGAGGCAAUAAGAAGGUGGCUGUCAAGGUCAAUCGGAAGCUGGCCGAGAAGUUGGCGGCGCGUGAAGAGGCGAAUGAGAGGAGGAAGGCGCAACGAUUGCUGCGGAAGCAGAAAGAUAACCUCGACGAUGAGCAGGAGGAGGCUGCAGCGGACGUGCCAAUUCCAGAACCUCGAGAUGUCAAGGCGAAGAAGGCGACGACGGAUCUUAUGGAGGACAACCGUUUCAAACGACUGUUUGAGGACGAAGAGUUUGAGAUUGACGAGACGUCGAGGGAAUUCCAGCUGCACAACCCUUCGUCUGCCGAAGUUGGAGGCAGAGCAAGUGAGCCGAAGAAGCGCGGGCUCACUGCCGCAGAGCAAGAAGAUCUCGAAGACAGAAAGGGCUCAUCAAGCGACGACGACGACGCCGAAGAAAGCGAUGACGAGGACACUACAACACCUGCCCAGCGACAGCGCGAAGGCAGACAACUGGACGUCGAACGAAACUCCAAAGGCAGAAUCGGCAGCACAAACUACAAAAAGAGCGGGCACCAAUCGAAAACGCAACGAGAGCAGCAGCAAUCCGGCCCACGAAUGCGCGUCUCCUCCUCCCGCGCAGAUCGCGGACCCCAGCGAGUGCAGAAAUCGCAAUCCUUCGGUGAUCUCGCCGCUGGGCGCGCGCCGAAAUCGCCGGGGCAUGGUGGCGCCAGGGGUGGGGCGCGAGGCGGCGUGGUGGGCGAGAAGCAGGUCUCUUUCACGCCGGCCAAGGCGGAGAAGAAGACGAUGGGAUUCGGGGAUGUGGGUGGGAGGUUUGAACGAAGGGGUGAGGAUAGGAGUGGGCGUGGUGGUGGGAGAGGUGGUCGUGGUGGUGGUGGUGGUGCGCGGCAUUCCAAGGAUCGGAGGAGUGCUUCUGGGAAUACGUUUAGGAGGAUGUAG